Molecule: messenger RNA, 1752 nt
Organism: Trypanosoma theileri
Lineage: Eukaryota; Euglenozoa; Kinetoplastea; Trypanosomatida; Trypanosomatidae
Product: putative dynamin-like protein
Exons: 1
Coding region: 1-1752 (583 amino acids)
Source: RefSeq, a predicted model, not a curated record
AUGUCCUCGCAUAAGAAAUCUAUUUUCGUGGCUGUAGGAGCUGCUGCAGCUGCUGGUUUUGUUGUUGGAGCAGGGGUUUAUUUUUUUACAAAGGGCAAACAUACCCCUACCAAUGAUGAUGAAGACGCCUUUAAUAUAACUGCAGAUGGGGCUCCUGGUGUUAAGGUAAAUUUAAAAGAAGGAACAAGUGUCUUAAAGGAAACGAAUAUUACUUCACAAGUUGGUAAGAGCGAUUCUGCUGGACAAAAAGGCAAAAAACCGUUGGAUGCAGCUUUGGCAGAAAAUGAAUUGCUUACUGAGGCAUUAAAUGAAAUUGGCAUGGAUGCACCAGCAGAAAGAGCAAAGACUCUUGUUACUUCUGCAGGGAAGUCUAAUGACAAGGGUACAAAAGAAGAUAGGAAGGAAUUUCCAAAUCUUGGUUUGUCAAUGGCAGUCCCGAAAGGAUGGGAAAUUCGUGAGGAUCUUUCUCCAUUUCCACUUGUGGCAGUUCUUACUGUUUGGAAUCAAGAUUUAGUUAUUGAAGAUGACCAUCAACGAAUUGGUGCCGUUCCAACAAUUCUGCUAUCUGUGGAGGAUGUCCGAGGUGAUAAUGAUGAUUUAGCUGAAUAUAAAGAUCGAUGCAAGGAUGCUACAGUGAAUCAAUUACUUAUGAUGACUGGAGGUGCUAUUGAACCAAAGGUAACGAAAGACAGUCCUGUUCAAGAUGGUCCUUUUCGUCAUGUAGUUGAAUUUACACAAAGUCUUCCUCCUUUCUAUGAUAUCGUGGUGUUUAAUCUUCUUGAAGUACGUAAUUGCAUUGCAUACAAUUUUCAGAUUAUGUGCUCUCCAAGUGUAUUGCCUCAGUACAAAUCUAUGUUUAUGGAAAUGGCCCGCAGCGUGCGAAUUGUGGGGAAUCUUUCCACUGCUAUUGGUUAUGUGGAGCUGCAUACAGGUUCACUUAAGAUAGAUAUUGAUACAAAUUGGUCUUGGGAUUAUCCUGGUAAAAAUAAUGCUUUGGCUACUUUUACAACUUCAUCAAUGUCAAAGAAGGAAGAGAUAAGUUUGUAUGCUGAAGGUACAGUACCUACUACAACUUAUAAACCACAAGAGGAAAAGAAUAUGGACGGUGUUCAUAUUGUUUCCGCAUUUGAUGGUUCUCAGCAGCAGAAAACUUUAACUUAUAAUGGAUAUGUUUUGGUUGUUAAACCACUUCAGAAAUCUAUUUCUUACUUGAUUGAAGAAGAACUUAUUGUAAUUCUUAAAUCUGUUACUCCUUCAACAGAAAAAUCAAAUCCAAAGAAGAGUGGUACAUUUAUUAAUAAAGAACAUGGUUAUCUUGUGGAUGUUGUUCGUGGUGGACGCUUGGUGGCAAGUCGUAUUGGUGGUUACCAAGUUGUUUAUGCACCUUGUGGUGUAGCUGAGACAAUGGAUGAGGAACAACCACCCACUGUUACUAUUCGUAUUGGUUAUCCCGAGACUGAUCCAGAGUGUAUGAGUUCCCUGGAUGAAUGGGAAGAACAAAUAAAAGAAAAAACUGAAGGUGAUAUUAAAGAAAUUACACGAACCACUAUUACUGGUGAACGUUGUCUUACAGUUGUCUCGCAAAAUAUGGAUGAAAUUGCUCCAGGUCAACGAAUGGAAGUGUGUACAAAACUCUUUAUAUUUGUUCGUAAUGGAAAGACAACAUUGAUUCGAUGGUCAUCGGCAGUUGGACUUUGGAAAAAGUUUGAGCGGGAUAUGAACGCUUUCGUUGAUUCUUUUAGAUUCAUUUGA